Cygnus olor (mute swan) is the source of this 2323-nucleotide messenger RNA. RefSeq lists its product as uncharacterized. The transcript has 6 exons. The record is from RefSeq and is a predicted model, not a curated record. Bases 213 to 1379 code for a protein of 388 amino acids. NCBI's taxonomy places the organism in Eukaryota, Metazoa, Chordata, Aves, Anseriformes, Anatidae.
UCUUCUGGGAAAACAGCAUCAGCUGGCUGCCCUUAAGGAAAUAGAGGAGGAAAUCAAGUCACCUGAGAAAUGCUUGCAAAAGGACGCUGGGUGAAUUAAACCCUCAGCCUUAAACCAAGCUAGGAGGGGCUGCGCAAAAGGGAGCAGCUCUAGUGGGAGAUUUUUGGGACAGCUGGGGACCCCAGGAGUGAGCACCCAGCUGGGCAGGCUCCAUGCUGCCCCAGCACGUCCCCACGGCCCGUUGUCCCCCUGCUCGCCCCGUGUCUCCUGUCCAAGCGAUGUUCCUUGGAGGGCUGAGUGUGGAAAUGAGUCUCAUGAGGAGGGUGCCCUGGUGGAAGAUGCAAUGGGAAGCGCUGUUGGGUGAGAGGGAAACCAACCUCAGCUCAUGUCUGCGCUGGAUUCCCGUGUCUGCAUCUAGAGGGCAGGGCAGGCUUGGCAGCAUGGAGCCGCCGGAGAACCAGCACAAAGACUUUGUGGCUGUCGUGCUGGAGGGCACAAAGUGCCCCCCGAAGAAGAAGGGCGUCACGGGCCGAAUCAUGGAGCACCUCCAGAGGACCUUGCAGAGGCCCAUCUCCUGGCGGCUGACUUCUCCCGUGGCUCUCCCGCAGUGCUGCACAGGCUCUUGCCCAAACCUGAUGACGAGUAGCAGUGAGGCACGAGGAGAGAAGCCCGGGGAGGAGGUGUCUGCAGCCCCACAGUCUGGCAGGAUGCCCCGGUCACCCCGCUGGUCACUGUCAGCAGGAAGGGAUGGCCCCAAAAGCACAGCAUACCAGGGCUGGCAGAGUGGUCUGGGGGUCCAGGUGGAGGAGGCUGACAACAGAGGACCAGCGCACAGCUUGGGCUCCCCAGUGUUGGUAUCCCUUCCUUGUGCCCUCAGACCUGGUCCCUCUCCUCCUCCUCUCCUGCCUCAUCCAUCACCCUCUCCUUCUGAGGCCAAGCUUGCCAGCUGCUUCCCCCUCUUCUCACUGCUGUCACAGGGCUCCGAGCCUGGCUCCAUCCCUCUGCCCUGCGCUGGCCCCAAGAAACCUCAGAGAGGGAGCUGGAAGAAGAAGAACCUGAAUCCCGAAGAGCACCCUGGCCCCAACCCAGAGGAGCCUGCAUGUUUCCCUUUCGCAGGACCCAUCAUCAGUCGGAUAACUGACUGCAUCUACCUGGGGAACAUCAACGCCGCCUACAGUGGGCGGGCGCUGUGCACGAAUGGCAUCGACAGCAUCAUCGAUGUGAGCUCCCUGCCCAGGGACCGCAGCCUGAGCAAUCCCCUGCACCUGUGGCCGGGCAGGCUUCAGGCACAGCUGGCCACGGCUCAGGGUCGAUAUCAGGGCUUCCCUGCACGGGGGUCAUCACGAAAUAGGGCAGCCCUGCUUCCUGGACAUCAAUGAGUGCAUCGAAGCCUCGAUGGAGAAAGGGAAGCGUGUCCUCAUCCACUGCAGGGAUGGUUACUCUUUAGGUCCUACUUGUGUCAUCCAGUACCUGAUGGUCAAGCACAGCAUGGGACUCCUGGCAGCCUACGGGUUUGUGAGGGCACGGUACCCGUUGAACAUCCAGGAGCACCAUCAGGACCUGCUGGUGGCUUUGGAGAUGUCCCUGCAGCCUGGCACUGCCAGCUUGGUGUGCCUGAAGCACUCCCUGUCAAGGAAGAUGGCAUGGAGCUAAAUGGGACAUGGUGGCUGUGCUGUUUGCCAGCAGCCCUGAAGAAGAAGAGCCAAAAGGAAAAUAACCUGAACCCCAUCUCAUGCGGAAAGAGAAAACUGUAGCUGGGGUGUGUGUAGGACAGUGCUGGCACAGGAUGCAAAGGUGAUGGCUUUGCUUUGCAGCAGCUCCUAGGGUGCUGUGGCAGAAGUAGAGCUUGGGGAGCUCCUGGGGACACGCCAGGGGAGGGGACGUCCUGGGCAGGGUGGGAGCUAUGUGCCUUGGUCUGAUGUGAUCUGGGGAAAAGGCAGUCAGCCACCCCAUUCCUCAGUCAUCCUGCUGAGCUUUUACCGUGAGCACUACUGCUGUUGGGCUGCUUGUGGUUUUUUUCUUUUUUCUUUUUUUUUUCCUGACAAUAUCAUCCUUGGAAACAAGGCUUAAUGUCACCUGGUGUCGUGCCGGAGAAGUCACCGCAUGGCCCCUGCCCACUUGAUGCUACCAGGGUGCUGAAGAGGAGACAACCCAGCUCCUUGGGCCUGGGGACUUCUUGAACCCAUCACCCCCUGGUUUCAAUCUCUCCUUCAAGAGCUGUCUGUUAAGCCAGCAGGGGCCCGAACGGGUGUAGUUCCAUGGGGAGCUGAAGAAAAUGGCUGCAGACACUUUGGAAAGAGUAAUAAAGAGUUGGUUUAACUUU